UAAUGACCAUCAUGACUCCACUAAAACAGUAAAACAUGAUCUCUCCUAGCGGCCGCAAAAAAUUGAAAACUUUAUCGUCUCCUCCAAAAUUACAUAACCCCAAAAAAAACACAUUCGCACAUUGCCAUUCACCAAAGCCUAAAAGACAAUAACAACACCACUACACAUUUCAUAGCCCUUUUAUUUCCCCAUUUUUCAAAACCAAAGCGACAGAAAAAGAAGAAAAAAAGCGUCAACAAUGGCGAUGUCGAGCAUUGCCCGCAGAAAAUCCACCCUUCUCUCCAAAAACCUCUGCAGUUCCACCGAAUCUCUUCGCUACACACUUUCUCUCUCUUCCUUUUCUCGCUACUUCUCUUCUGGAUCCGAUGACAAUGAUGUCGUCGUCAUCGGUGGUGGUCCUGGUGGUUAUGUUGCCGCCAUUAAAGCUGCUCAACUUGGGCUGAAAACUACUUGUAUUGAGAAGCGUGGUGCUCUUGGUGGUACUUGUCUUAAUGUUGGUUGUAUUCCUUCUAAGGCACUUCUUCAUUCUUCUCACAUGUAUCAUGAAGCAAAGCAUGCUUUUGCAUCCCACGGUGUGAAAUUCUCUUCAGUUGAGGUAGAUUUGCCGGCCAUGAUGGGCCAAAAAGACAAAGCCGUGGCUAAUCUGACCCGAGGUAUCGAGGGUUUGUUUAAGAAAAACAAAGUCAAGUAUGUGAAGGGCUAUGGCAAAUUUGUUUCUCCUUCUGAAGUGUCUGUGGACACUCUUGAAGGCGAAAACACUGUUGUGAAAGGCAAACAUAUAAUUGUGGCUACUGGGUCUGAUGUCAAGUCUCUACCUGGAGUUACCAUUGAUGAACAGAAAAUUGUAUCAUCAACAGGAGCUUUGGCUUUAAAAGAAAUCCCCAAGAGGCUUGUUGUGAUAGGUGCUGGCUAUAUUGGCCUUGAGAUGGGUUCUGUUUGGGGCCGGCUUGGUUCAGAGGUUACCGUUGUCGAAUUUGCUUCAGAUAUUGUUCCUUCCAUGGAUGGUGAAGUGCGCAAGCAAUUCCAGCGCUCGCUUGAGAAACAAGGAAUGAAGUUUAAGCUGAAGACCAAGGUUGUUAGUGUAGACACCUCUGGGGAUGGUGUGAAGCUGACUGUUGAGCCGUCAGCUGGUGGUGAGCAAACCAUACUUGAAGCUGAUGUGGUUCUUGUCUCUGCUGGCAGAGUACCAUUUACAUCUGGGCUUGGGCUUGAAAACCUUGGAGUAGAAAUGGACAAGGCUGGGCGGAUUUUGGUCAAUGAACGCUUUUCUACAAAUGUUUCUGGAGUGUAUGCUAUUGGUGAUGUGAUCCCAGGACCCAUGUUGGCCCACAAGGCAGAGGAGGAUGGGGUUGCCUGUGUUGAGUUCAUUGCAGGAAAGCAUGGACAUGUGGACUAUGACUUGGUCCCUGGGGUUUGUUACACACACCCUGAGGUGGCUUCUGUGGGUAAGACCGAAGAGCAGGUAAAAACUCUUGGCGUUGAGUACCGUGUGGGUAAAUUUCCAUUCAUGGCCAACAGUAGAGCCAAGGCAAUCGAUAACGCUGAAGGACUUGUCAAAAUCUUGGCUGAGAAGGAGUCUGACAAGAUUCUAGGAGUUCACAUUAUGGCACCUAAUGCCGGUGAACUCAUCCAUGAGGCUGUUCUAGCAUUGCAAUAUGGGGCAUCGAGCGAGGAUAUUGCACGUACGUGCCAUGCACACCCAACCAUGAGUGAGGCUUUGAAGGAAGCUGCGAUGGCAACUUAUGACAAAGCCAUCCACAUUUAGAUUUCAUGGCUUAUUCUGUCAUUACUGUCCCAAAUUUCUAAAUUUCCAAGAUUUUUGAUGCCAUUGUGGCACAUACGAUGAUAAUUAUCUUUGCAGAAGCAAAUAACUGUGAUACAUGAUUACAUGUUGUCAAUAUGCAUCUCAUUACUAUUGAUUUUGAGUUAUGAAGACGAACCAAUAAACGGUUCAAUAGUUUUGCAUUGAUGCUUGUCCAGUAUUUACGAACAAUAUGUUCUCUUCACUUGCAAAUAAUCCAGACUUACAAUUGCUUGCA
Chenopodium quinoa (quinoa) is the source of this 2039-nucleotide messenger RNA. RefSeq names its product dihydrolipoyl dehydrogenase, mitochondrial. The record is from RefSeq and is a predicted model, not a curated record. Bases 239 to 1765 code for a protein of 508 amino acids. Gene Ontology annotation, molecular function: dihydrolipoyl dehydrogenase (NADH) activity; flavin adenine dinucleotide binding. Gene Ontology annotation, cellular component: oxoglutarate dehydrogenase complex; mitochondrion. NCBI's taxonomy places the organism in Eukaryota, Viridiplantae, Streptophyta, Magnoliopsida, Caryophyllales, Amaranthaceae. The transcript is spliced from 2 exons.